Molecule: messenger RNA, 1182 nt
Organism: Arabis nemorensis
Lineage: Eukaryota; Viridiplantae; Streptophyta; Magnoliopsida; Brassicales; Brassicaceae
Source: the annotation of a GenBank genome assembly
AUGGAAAUCGAUCCCGUAACCAACGGAAACGCUGACGCCAUCAUGACGGAAUCCGCUCCUACGAUCACUCCGCCGACGACGACCCCCGUCCCGUCGUCGAGAUUGAGUCAAUUGACGGAAUCACUAAAGCUUGAGCACCAGCUUCUCCGUGUACCUUUUGAGCAUUACAAGAAGACGAUCCGUACCAAUCACCGUUUUUUCGAGAAGGAAGUUUCCUCUGUUGUGUCUGGUGUCGGAGAUUUGGCUGAUUCCGAUUGGUCUAGAGACGACACCGUUGCUCGUCUUUCCAGCCUUGUCUCUAGAUUGCAAGGCCUCAAAAGAAAGUUGGAAGAAGGGAGCAAUGUGGAGAAUUUGCAAGCCCAGAGAUGUCGUGCUCGCAUCGAUCAUUUGGAGUCAGCAGAUGUGGAAAAUCUUACUGAAUGGAACAAUACGAAACUGAAACGGAUUCUAGACCUUGUCGACAUUGACAUAUUUCGAGAAGCUAAGAAGGUGAUUGACGCCCUUAAAAAUAGGGAGGUUGCUUCUGCAUUGACAUGGUGUGCUGAUAAUAAAACGCGGUUGAAAAAGUCAAAGAGCAAAUUUGAGUUCCAACUAAGGCUGCAAGAAUUCAUCGAGUUGGUACGAGCUGAAAGCUACAACCAAGCGAUCCUUUAUGGUCGAAAGCAUGUGGCACCAUGGGGAGCAACCCAUAUGAAAGAAUUGCAGCAUGUUGUGGCCACUUUGGCUUUUAAAAGUACUACAGAAUGCACAAAAUAUAAGGGUUUGUUUGAACUACGGCAGUGGGAUGUUUUAGUUCAUCAGUUUAAACAAGAAUUUUGCAAGCUAUAUGGCAUGACAAUGGAGCCCUUAUUGAACAUUUACUUACAAGCAGGCUUGUCUGCACUGAAAACUCCAUAUGGUUUUGAAGAAGGUUGUACCAAGGAGGACCCGCUCUCACAAGAGAGCUUCCGGAAGCUAGCUUUGCCUUUACCGUACUCCAAGCAGCACCAUUCAAAGCUUGUUUGCUAUAUUUCCAAGGAGCUAAUGGACACAGAGAACCCACCACAGGUGUUACCCAAUGGCUACGUCUACAGCACCAAGGCUCUUAAGGAAAUGGCGGAAAAGAACGAAGGUAAAGUCACAUGUCCAAGGACAGGGCUUGUCUGCAAUUACACGGACUUAGUUAAGGCAUAUAUAUCAUGA